AUGGCCCACAUCUCAACAUGCCCCCCUCUUGUCCGGGGAUCUGUCAUACAAGCUCAUACCCUAAUCAGACCUUACAUCCACCGUACCCCAGUCUUGACAAGCCGUACUUUAGACCAGCUCGCAUCAAUUCCGCAAGAGCGCCCUUUGCUCACGAAUCCGCGACCAGCAAGCCCCAUCAUACGAUUGUUUUUCAAAUGCGAAAACCAACAAGUCAUCGGCGCAUUCAAAGCCCGUGGUGCUUUCCAUGCCAUCGAACGACUCAAACAAGAGCCAGGUUGGCAAGAAAAUGGUGGUAAAGAAAACGGUGUUGUUGCUUUCAGUGCAGGCAAUCGUGCUCAAGCUAUCGCCAUUGCUGGUCGUGACAACGGAAUGCCGGUUCACAUUGUGAUGCCCAAUACUUCGCGCGCAAGCAAAAUAGCAUCCACAAAGAGCUAUGGGGCUAACAUCGUUCUCAGCAGUCCCAUAGACCGCGAAGUUAUCGCAAACCAGAUAGCGGCAGAGACUGGUGGCCGGGUGAUUCCACCAUACGAUCACCCAGACGUGAUUCUUGGGCAAGGUACGGUGGGACUUGAACUACAGGAGCAAGUCGAAGAUCUCGAUGCCAUCAUUUCCCCUUGCAGUGGCGGUGGUUUACUAUCUGGGGUCGCCAUCAGCUGUGAGGGGACGGGGGUGAAGGUUUUCGGCGCUGAGCCUGAACUGGACGGUGCGGAUGAUGGUCGACGCGGGUUUCUGUCUGGCAAACGUGUUACGCAUAUCAAAACAAGUACAAUAGCAGACGGUCUCAUUGGUGUGGUGGGUGACUAUCCUUGGAGCGUGAUCUAUGAGCGUGAACUAGUCAGUGGGAUGUUUGCCGUGUCGGAGGACAACAUUCGGGAUGCGAUGAGGUUGUUGGUGGAGAGAAUGAAGAUAUGGGUAGAGCCUACUGCUGCUGUUCCUUUGGCAGUUGCCUUGUACAAUGAGGAGUUCAGAAAGAGGGUCCAGGAAGAGGCAGGCUCUAAGGGUUGGAACAUCGGUAUUGUGCUCAGCGGAGGAAAUAUCGACAUCGGCAGUUUCAGCAAAGUUUUCCACUAG
Molecule: messenger RNA, 1071 nt
Organism: Penicillium brevicompactum
Lineage: Eukaryota; Fungi; Ascomycota; Eurotiomycetes; Eurotiales; Aspergillaceae
Product: threonine/serine dehydratase
Exons: 2
Coding region: 1-1071 (356 amino acids)
Biological process (GO): pyruvate biosynthetic process; D-serine biosynthetic process; L-serine metabolic process
Molecular function (GO): threonine racemase activity; pyridoxal phosphate binding; magnesium ion binding
Source: RefSeq, a predicted model, not a curated record